Molecule: messenger RNA, 1644 nt
Organism: Ustilago hordei
Lineage: Eukaryota; Fungi; Basidiomycota; Ustilaginomycetes; Ustilaginales; Ustilaginaceae
Exons: 4
Coding region: 1-1644 (547 amino acids)
Source: RefSeq, a predicted model, not a curated record
AUGCAUGGGAGUGGUGGACCUCCAAGCUCCAAAUUGACAGGGCACAUUGACAGGGCACGGGAAGGAAGGUUAUUCAAUGACUGGCACUACUUUACAGAGUGGCUGUCAGAACAAUUCAAUCCCCGGAAUGCUAGAAUGGAAGCCUACAACAAGCUGUUGGCUCUCAAACUCACUAGCGAUGCACCCAGUGCUGCCACCUGCCAUGUGGAACAUUUCAGAGACCUGGAGGGACAAGUCAAUCUGGAUGAUAAUGAACUCAUCAUUGACUUGUUCCGAGGCAGUCUCACAUGUAGUCUGCAAGAAAAGUUUGAGCAUAACCCACCUGCAAAGAGGAAUCCAACCAACGCCACCUGCUCAGAGUUCAUUCCCCAUUCAGCAACUGGCACAAAGAAACUCCGCUUGUACGCCGGCACCAAUAACAGCAGGAAGCCCAAGCAGACCAACCAAUUGGCUGCUACCUCAGCAUGCUGGCUUGUCCAUAGUUUCAGAUUCCUUUAUCAAUCGAUUCAUGGUGUCACCAGACACCAGCUCAUUAUCAAUAGCGCCACGACCAUACAGGUGGUUAUUGGCAAGCACAGCCUAGGAGUAGUCGAAGUAUCGGUAGCCGAUACCGCUGACUAUGACCUUAUAUUGGGAUUCACUGAGCUUAGAAGGCUCCAGCCCACCAUACGAUGGGACACAGGCCAACUAGAGUUCAAGUCCCAGGACCGGAAACGACCCCCUGAAGCUGCCGCAACUAGGGGCUUACAAUCAAAAGUGUCAAAAUCGGUCAUAGUAGCAGAACUGUCACAGAAUUCGAUGAAAGCUGCUGUAACAGGCGGGCAAAAACAGGAGCUUGCCAUAAGAGAUAGCUUAUCACCGAUUCCAACGAAAUCUGUGGCAAUGGGCUCUAACAAAGAAAAAAUGGCACAACCAACCAUACAUGGAAAUGAGUUCAUCUCAGCGAAGCACUUACUUCAGGCAGCUUUAGAGGAUGGACCCAUAGGGUUCAUGUUAUUGGAAGUACCACCCUCAUCACUCCCGGCCUUCGGUUUCGUUCCUACCAGUGCCGAUAAAGGAGUAGAGAUGGAGGUUGAGAUUGAGAAGAAGGUGACAGCAGCAGAUAUACCAAAGCCAUACCAACACCUUCGUGAUGUGUUUGACAAGGUGGAAGCAGACAGGCUUCCCCAGCAUACCAAACAUGAUCUUCACCUUGAACUAAUGGAAGGAAGUCAACUGCCUCAGGGCCCGCUGUAUCUCAAAGGGCCUAAAGAAAUGUCUGAAUUGAGGAAGUAUCUGGAUGAGAACCUUGCAAAGGGGUUCAUACGACCGUUGAAGAGUCCAGCAAGGUCACCUGUGCUCUUCGUACCUAAGAAAGAUGGAGGCCUCAGGCUUUGUGUGGACUAUCGGGGACUCAAUGAGAUUACUGUCAAGAACAGGGCUCUGUUGCCCCUCAUUGAGGAGCAACUGUUCCUGCUCCAAAAGGUGAAGAUCUAUUCCAAGCUAGAUCUCCGAGCAGCAUACAACCUCAUUUGCAUCGCAAAAGGAGAUGAAUGGAAAACAGCAUUUGGUACACAAUUGGGACUAUACGAGUACCUGGUGAUGCCAUUCGGGCUUGCAAAUGCACCAGCUCAUUUCCAAUCAUUCAUCAAUGUCAUCUUCUGA